AUGGCUUCCAAAGAACAAGACCAGCGGGCCAAGAUAUCGCUAACGGGAUCCUCGCAGCCUAGCAGUUUGCGCUCAAUCAUUGCGGGCUCGACGGCCGGAGCGAUCGAGGUUGUUGCAAAGACACGCACUCAGCUCAACCGCCGAUUGCCUGAUGGCAAGAAGCUUCCUUGGCCGCCGUUUGGUGCUCAGUGGUAUGCUGGAUGUACGACAUUGAUUAUCGGCAAUUCCUUGAAGGCCGGAAUACGAUUCGUGGCGUUCGAUAAAUUCAAGGCCCUACUUCAGGAUGAAAAUGGCCAUAUCUCUGGCCCUAUGACCGUUAUUGCGGGCUUCGGAGCUGGUUUUACAGAGUCUAUCCUUGCCGUGACGCCGUUUGAGAGCAUAAAAACCCAGCUUAUCGACGACCGCAAAGCCGCCAACCCGCGAAUGCACGGGUUCCUCCAUGGAAGCAAAAUCAUUGCCCAAGAACGUGGUAUCCGGGGAUUCUUCCAGGGACUUGUGCCCACUACCGCACGCCAGGCCGCGAACUCGGCUGUCAGGUUCUCAAGUUAUACUACCUUGAAGCAGUUUGCGCAGGGCUAUGUCGCACCCGGCGAGAAGCUGGGUACCGCUAGCACUUUUGCCAUUGGAGGCGUUGCCGGGUUGAUCACAGUAUAUGCAACGCAACCGCUUGACACGAUAAAGACAAGAAUGCAAUCCCUGGAAGCAAGCAAGAACUAUAAAAACAGCUUUGUCUGUGCUGCAAAGAUAGUGAAGAAUGAAGGAGUCUUCACUCUCUGGUCUGGAGCUCUGCCACGUCUUGCGCGCUUGAUUCUCAGUGGAGGAAUCGUUUUCACAAUCUUGAUGAAUGGUUACGAUGCUAACAAUGAAUUGCAAAUCAAAAGGUACGAGAAAACGAUGGAAGCCUUGGAUACAGUGGACCCGGAACGAAAAUACAUUUGA
Molecule: messenger RNA, 939 nt
Organism: Talaromyces atroroseus
Lineage: Eukaryota; Fungi; Ascomycota; Eurotiomycetes; Eurotiales; Trichocomaceae
Product: putative mitochondrial carrier
Exons: 8
Coding region: 1-939 (312 amino acids)
Biological process (GO): mitochondrial citrate transmembrane transport
Source: RefSeq, a predicted model, not a curated record